This is a messenger RNA of Arachis stenosperma, 2849 nucleotides long. Its product is annotated as pentatricopeptide repeat-containing protein At2g18940, chloroplastic. Bases 144 to 2624 code for a protein of 826 amino acids. The transcript has a single exon. Gene Ontology annotation, molecular function: protein binding. The record is from RefSeq and is a predicted model, not a curated record. Lineage: Eukaryota; Viridiplantae; Streptophyta; Magnoliopsida; Fabales; Fabaceae.
AACUGGAUGUUUGAUCCGCACCAGACACCACGGAUCAUUCAAUCCAUUGUUUCUGACUGUCUCUCAUUCCCAUUCUCACUUGUUCCUUCCUCAUUUCUAGAACUGCAAUUGCUUCCAUUAUCAUCACUUCCUCUCUCUAAAUUAUGGAGGGUACCCUCUUCCCCAAUAGGCCAGUGUUACCAGCGCCACCAAACAAACCCAAAAGGCCUUUGAAAUCGAAGCCAACAACACUUCUUCCACCUCUUAACCCUCCUCCGCCGCCACCAUCUCCGCCACCAUCAUUUCAAUUGGAUUCUCUUCUCCAUCACUUGCAGAAUCUCACUGCUGUCACUCCAACUCAGAACGACAUGACCCAUUUCCCUUCUUUACAGGUACUCCUUGAUUCCUCUGAGAGAAAGCAACCCAAUUCAGGUUCUGACCCCAGGAUUGGUCAAGACCAUAUCUUUGAUGCAAAGUUUGAAUUUUUAUCUGAAAAGGGUAAGUUGAUGCUCAAUUCGAUUGUUGGGUCACCUUUGCGUCGCUUGAAUGAUUUUUUUGAUUCUGCGAAAUUUGAGUUGCUUGAAGUUGAUUUGACAAGCCUGUUGAGGGCUUUGGACCUUUCUGGGAAUUGGGAAAGGGCCAUUUUGUUGUUUCAGUGGUUAUUGUUGAAUUUUGGGGAUGAGAGUUUGAGGGUGGAUAACCAGCUUAUUGAAAUUACGGCUAAGAUAUUAGGGAGAGAAUCGCAGCAUUCGAUUGCAUCCAAACUGUUUGAUUUAAUUCCUGUUGAAGAAUACUCUCUUGAUAUCAAGGCUUACACCACUAUUCUUCAUGCAUAUGCUCGCACUGGAAAGUAUAAGCGAGCUAUUUAUAUCUUUGAGAAGAUGAAGGAGAGUGGUCUUGAUCCUAGUUUGGUCACUUACAAUGUUAUGCUUGAUGUUUAUGGCAAGAUGGGUCGUUCCUGGAGUAAAAUCUUGCGCCUAUUGGAUGAGAUGAGAGACAAAGGGCUCGAGUUCGAUGAGUUUACGUGCAGCACUGUGAUCUCUGCUUGUGGGAGAGAGGGCAUGCUAGAGGAAGCAAGGAAAUUUUUCGCUGAAAUAAAAUCCAAUGGCUAUAAACCGGGAACUGUUACUUAUAAUUCGCUGCUGCAGGUGUUUGGAAAGGCUGGAGUUUAUGCAGAGGCGUUGAGCAUCUUAAAGGAAAUGGAGGAUAACAAUUGCCCACCUGAUGCUGUCACUUACAAUGAGCUUGUGGCAGCAUAUGUAAGAGCUGGGUUUCUUGAUGAAGGUGCCGGUGUCAUAGAUACAAUGACCAGUGGAGGAGUAAUGCCAAAUGCUGUUACUUACACAACCAUUAUAAAUGCAUAUGGUAAGGCAGGGAAUGAAGACAAGGCGUUAAAGUUGUUCGCCCAAAUGAAGGAGUCGGGUUGUGUCCCUAAUGUGUGCACAUACAAUGCGGUUCUUGCAAUGCUAGGAAAAAAGAUGAGAUCAAAAGACAUGAUUAAGGUUUUCUGUGACAUGAAGUUGAACAGAUGUGCUCCUAAUCGUGCUACGUGGAACACCAUGCUUGCUGUGUGUGGUGAUAAGGGUAAGCACAAUUAUGUCAACCAGGUUCUAAGAGAAAUGAAGAACUGCGGAUUUGAGCCUGAUAAAGACACAUUCAAUACGUUAAUUAGUGCAUAUGGUCGGUGUGGAUCCGAAGUUGAUGCUGCAAAAAUGUAUGGGGAAAUGAUUAAAGCUGGCUUUACUCCAUGCGUAACAACUUAUAAUUCUCUUCUAAAUGCUCUUGCAAGGCGAGGUGAUUGGAAAGCAGCUGAAUCUGUCAUUCAGGACAUGGCGAAGAAGGGCUUUAAGCCUAAUGAAACCUCAUACUCGCUUUUGCUUCAUUGUUAUUCCAAGAAUGGGAACAUCAAGGGCAUAGAGAAAGUUGAGAAAGAAAUCUACAAUGGCCAGGUAUUUCCCAGUUGGAUGCUUUCAAGAACACUUGUCAUAGCAUAUUCCAAGUGCAGGCACCUUAAGGGAAUGGAAAGGACGUUUCAGCAACUGCAAAAGAAUGGAUACAAGCCUGAUUUGGUCAUAGUUAAUGCCAUGCUCUCUAUGUUUGUUCGAAACAAGUUGUACGAUAAGGCGCAUGAAAUGGUGCAUUUUGUUCAUGAAAUCGGACUGCAGCCGAAUCUUGUUACCUAUAAUAGCUUGAUGGACUUGCAUGCCCGAGAGGGCGAGUGUUGGAAAGCCGAAGAAUUGCUCAAAGGAAUCCAAAGCUCGGGUCAUAAGCCGGAUGUUGUGUCUUAUAACACUGUCAUUAAGGGGUUCUGCAAGCAAGGGCUCAUGCAGGAGGCUAUUAGAGUCCAUUCGGAGAUGACCGCUAACGGAAUUCGACCGUGCAUCUUCACAUACAACACAUUUUUGGCAGGCUAUUCAGGGCAGGGGUUGUUCAAGGAAGCAGAAGAGGUGAUUAUGUAUAUGAUUGAACACAAUUGCAGGCCAAAUGAGAUGAGUUACAAGAUUGUUGUUGAUGCUUAUUGUAAAGCAAAGAAAUAUAAAGAAGCAGUGAUCUUUGUGUCAGAGAUUAAGCAGUUUGAUGACUCUUUUGAUGACCAAUCUGUGAAAAGGCUAUCUUCUUACAUUUGGGAGAUUUCAGGGUCUUGACUUUGUCAAUUUUCCCUCUCAAUUUUUUUUAUUUUUUAACACAGUUCAAAUUCUAGCCUGUUGGCAACUCCUUUUGUACUAUAAACUUAAUUAAUAAUAAUUACAUUAGUCAUUAGUCCAUAAAAAAUAAGGCAUGUUGUGCUUUACAUGUACAUUGAAUCUAUUGCAAGUAUAUGAGGACGAACAAAAAAUGGAGAUAAACAUAAGAUUAAAAAUAGUUGUAUU